This is a messenger RNA of Diachasma alloeum, 1791 nucleotides long. RefSeq names its product UPF0415 protein C7orf25 homolog. The record is from RefSeq and is a predicted model, not a curated record. The coding region runs from base 444 to 1691 and encodes 415 amino acids. The transcript is spliced from 4 exons. Lineage: Eukaryota; Metazoa; Arthropoda; Insecta; Hymenoptera; Braconidae.
UUCCGACAGAUGGCGCUGCGCAUAAGGACCGUUUCCCAAAAUGGCUCCCCAUAUUGAAUCCAUAGACGUAUCCACGUUCAAAAAUAACUCGGAAUAAAUAGCUAUUUACAUUCACUGUCCUCAAAUAAUUUUCUAAUUUAUUUCUCUUCAAGUUAUAAUUUGGACAGUCUCAUAAUUUGGAUCAGACCUCAUGGACAUGGUCCCCUACACCUUGUGGUCGUGCUUCUAGUCAAUUUUUCUUUUGCAAACCAUUGCUUAUUAUAUAUAAAUUCUUUCACAUGUUGUUAUUGUGACUAUUGGUGCUGACGACGACUGGCACAACUGCUCUAAUCAAUUCAGAAUUUAUUUUGCGUACGUUGUUUCUAACCUGAGAAACCACUGUUUAUAACGUGAAGGUUUUUCCGGUUGAGAAGAAAAUCUCAAGUCAAACAGUCCGGAGAAUUAUGGAAGAAAAGUCAGAGUUGAUGGUGGCUCUCGCCGGGAAAAUUUCGAGUGGUCAUGAACUGAUGAAAAAAUUAAAAGCCCAGGAGGAUGUCCGUGGGGUCGGCAAACUAAUACGGAAAAUUAAUCAAGAAAUACGAUUUCUCGAAAAGGUUCGUUCUACAGACAGUGUAAAAAGGGAGCACCUCCAAAGUACCAAUUUAAUUCACCUGAAUGCCCUAGUGGAGCGAUUAUUAUCUUCGAAAAAUCCGACUGAGGUCCUGAAACCGUUCAAACUCCCCGACUCAGACUCUCGUUUAACUGUUGACAUUAUUUGCAAUGGUGGAGCGGCUUGGAUCAAAGUCAUUGCCAGGAACGCUCGGGCGUUGACUCUGAUAUCCCUCGGAAAUGGAGAAUAUGGACAGAAAUCGGUGUUGGAUCAAGCUGAGAUUUACUUAAAAUGCGCAACUAUGUAUCCCCAUCAUUAUAAAUCACCGGAGAUAAUUUUUCAUUUUGCCUACGGGAUAGAGACAUCACUGUCUUCGCAAUUGGAGGAACUGGGAGUUUCCGUUGAGGGAGAGAAAAUUGAAUGUGGAGAGAGUUCUUCAGAGGCUCCAAGACUAGAAGAAUCCGAAGAUGGAAUAAACUCACUGGAUCUAACCAGAGAAAGCGAUCAGUCAGAAAAUUCUGCUGUUACAUUACAGUUACCAACAGAAUUAAAAAUUCUACGUCCUUCUCCGAGCAAUGUGCCAUCAAAUGCAGCUGAAACUUUGAAUCUGGACGUCUCCACACUCCUCGCAUACGUCAGUAAUAUGACCAAUGGAUAUGCCAAUUUCGUAUAUUUGGAAUCUUUGUUGACUCUUCAGGCGGAGUGGGAGAGAGAGAGACCACUGAAGCCUUUUUUAGAUGAACUAUUCCACGGGAAAUCACUGAAAGUUUGCAGAACGGCGUACAAAAAUUUCAUGGAUAUCAUCAAUAUAAUCGGUGGACGCCAAGAGACCGCGAGGACCCAUGAGCUAAUGAAAAAUGUCGAUAUAGUUGAGGAUGCGACUGAAGGGAGGAUUUUGAAGCUGGCUAUUGGGGGAAAGAUAAAACUACGAUCAAGAUUGGUUUUUGCUAGUGGUGAGAGCACCAAGAGUGUCACGGUUUCCGCCAAUGAGGGCUUCGUGAGGGCUGCCAGAAUGCAGGGAAUUGAAUGCACAGCAAUACUCCAUGAACCUAGAUCGCUGUCUGAACUGAAAGAGAAAUAUGCAACACGAAUCGAUUCUUGAUUCAGGUGUAAAAAUGUGUUACUUAGAUUGAUAAGUUAUGUCUUUAUUCUCAAACUACUGAGUGUAAAUACUGAUUGUAAAUACAAAUAUUUAUAAUUUA